AUGCCCGCGUCAAAUAUUGUUGCAUUGGCGGGAGGCCUGCUGCUCUUGCACAUGCAAGACGUCCCUCUGUGGAUGAGAGUUCUCUAUUUCACGGCAGACGUGGGAGUUUGUAUAGGCCGUCAGCGACAUGCUUUGAAGGAUGCUGGGCUGAUUGGACGUCGCAAGGCGGGCAGCCUCCGUGUCUUGCUAUCAUUGUGCUUAGCUUCCUUCAUAAGGCACGGAGUUUGA
Symbiodinium pilosum is the source of this 228-nucleotide messenger RNA. The record is from the annotation of a GenBank genome assembly. NCBI's taxonomy places the organism in Eukaryota, Dinophyceae, Suessiales, Symbiodiniaceae.